Endocarpon pusillum Z07020 is the source of this 2442-nucleotide messenger RNA. RefSeq lists its product as uncharacterized. Gene Ontology annotation, biological process: protein ubiquitination; ubiquitin-dependent protein catabolic process. Gene Ontology annotation, cellular component: Cul3-RING ubiquitin ligase complex. The transcript has 3 exons. Bases 1 to 2442 code for a protein of 813 amino acids. The record is from RefSeq and is a predicted model, not a curated record. Lineage: Eukaryota; Fungi; Ascomycota; Eurotiomycetes; Verrucariales; Verrucariaceae. Gene Ontology annotation, molecular function: ubiquitin protein ligase binding.
AUGGCGCCAUGGCAGGGUCUCACGAACAAUGAUACGGUUGACUUCGAUGUCACUUGGGGCAUCCUCGAGGGUGCGCUCAGAGAAAUACACGCCAAGAAUGCCUCCAAGCUGUCUUUCGAAGAACUCUACCGGAAUGCCUACAAGCUGGUUCUGAAGAAGAAAGGUGAAGAACUCUAUAACCGGGUUAGUGGGCUCGAACAAGAGCUACUGAGAGAGAAUGUGCGGAGCAGGGUAGUGCAAAUGGUCACUUCACCUCUUAUCCUCGGAGCAAGUGGUGAGCAAGUUGGGGGUCAGGCACAUCAGCGGCGAGCAGAUGGAGAGAGAUUCUUAGGAGUUCUCAAGAAUGCUUACAAAGAUCAUGAUAUCUGCAUGAAGAUGAUCACCGAUGUUUUAAUGUAUAUGGAGCGCACAUACUGCCAGGAUCAGCGCCAUCCAUCAAUAUAUGCCAUGGCGAUGGCUCUUUUCCGAACGCAGGUGCUUCGUUCUCCAGCUACCGACCAGUCUGAUAUAAAUGUGAUGGCAAUCCUGGAGAGUGCGAUUCUUGACAUGAUUGCUAUGGAACGAAAAAACGAGAUUAUAGAUAGACCGCUGAUCCGAGCUUGCAUUUGCAUGCUAGAAGAGCUUUACGAGACCUUUCAAGAAGAAGAGAGCUCGAAGCUUUACUUGACCUCGUUCGAGCCAAAGUUUCUCGAGUCAAGCAGGAUAUUCUAUCACCGCGAAGGCCAAGAUUUGGUUGCGAAUGCUGAUGCGGGAACAUUUUGCCGUCAUGCCCGUAAACGAUUGCGAGAAGAGGAUGAGCGAUGCCAACAAACACUGUCAACAUUGACGGACCAAAAGAUUAAAAGUGUCGUUGACAAGGAGUUGAUUGGAGCACAUAUCCGCGAUGUGAUCAACAUGGAAGGGACGGGCGUGAAACACAUGCUCGACAACGACAGAUUGGAAGACCUCUCAAAUGUCUUUGAUUUGAAUUCAAGGGUGGAUCCGAAAAAGGCAGCUCUGAAAGACGCUGUGCAGAAGAGAAUUGUUUCCCUUGGUUCGGAGAUCAACAACAUGAGUUCUGGGGCUGUGGUUCCGCCGCCAAACAAUGCUUCUGAACAAGCAAAGAAGGAGGAAGGAGAAAAGGAUAAAAAUGUCAAUCAACAGACAGCUUCCGCUAUCAAAUGGGUAGACGAUGUUCUCACACUAAAGACCAAAUAUGACCGGAUAUGGGAAGAAGCAUUCAAGAAAGAUUCAAACAUGGAAAAAGCUCUUGAGUACAGUUUCCAGGAAUUCAUCAACGCCAACCAACGCAGCUCGGAACACCUAUCACUCUAUCUCGAUGAAUAUCUGAAGAAGGGCGCGAAGGGCAAGACAGACCUGGAGGUUGAUGCAAACCUCGACAAGGGCAUCCUGCUGUUGCAAUACAUUCAGGACAAGGACCACUUCGAAAACUACUACAAAAAGCACUUGUCCAAGCGGCUGUUGCAGAGGAAAUCUGCCAGCAUGGAUAUCGAACGGCAGAUGAUCUCGAAAAUGAAAAUGAAGGUUGGCAACACGUUCACGCAACGACUCGAGUCCAUGUUUAAAGACAUGGCGUUAUCUGAAGAUCUCACUAAACAAUACAAAACACAUGUGGCUGAACUAGGCGACCCCGACACGACUCGGAUCGAUCUUGAAGCCAGCAUUCUUACGACAACCAUGUGGCCUGUUGAUAGCAUGGUGAGACGUAACGAGGACGGGUCGACCAAGACCGCAUGUAUCUAUCCGCCGGUCGUGGAAAACGCUCGGAAGAGAUUCGAGCAUUUCUAUCUAAAGAAGCAUAGCGGUCGAACGCUAUCCUGGCAGCCACAACUUGGAAGUGCCGACAUUCGCGCAACUUUCACAAAACCGGAUGGCAAGACCAAACGGCAUGAACUGAAUGUGUCGACAUAUGCAAUGGUCAUUUUGCUCCUAUUCAAUGACUUGCCGGCUGAUCAAUGUCUGAGCUAUGAGGAAAUCCAGGCACGAACCUCAAUCCCUGAGAAUGAGCUUUGCCGAAAUUUACAGUCACUGGCAGUGGUACCAAAGACAAGAAUAUUGAAGAAAGAUCCCAUGAGCAAAGAAAUCAAACCUGGAGAUAAGUUCUACUUCAACGAGAGCUUUACGAGUCCAUACAUGAAAGUCAAGGUUGGCGUGGUCAGCAAUGCGGGCAGCAAAGCAGAGAACAGCGAUGAGAGGAGGGCGACGAAGAGAAAAGCUGAUGAAGAGAGGGGUACCACGAUCGAGGCGGCGAUCGUCAGAAUAAUGAAGCAACGCAAACACCUUCCCCACCAACAGCUCAUCGCGGAAGUGAUCCAGCAGUUGGCCAACCGCUUCCAGCCCGACGUUAACAUGAUCAAGCAGAGGAUAGAAAGCUUGAUGGAACGGGAAUACCUGGAAAGGGGCCCAGAUCCGAGUAAACCUUCUUACACGUAUCUUGCUUAG